Manihot esculenta (cassava) is the source of this 1042-nucleotide messenger RNA. RefSeq names its product V-type proton ATPase subunit E. The transcript is spliced from 6 exons. Gene Ontology annotation, biological process: proton transmembrane transport. The coding region runs from base 133 to 825 and encodes 230 amino acids. NCBI's taxonomy places the organism in Eukaryota, Viridiplantae, Streptophyta, Magnoliopsida, Malpighiales, Euphorbiaceae. Gene Ontology annotation, cellular component: proton-transporting two-sector ATPase complex, catalytic domain. Gene Ontology annotation, molecular function: proton-transporting ATPase activity, rotational mechanism. The record is from RefSeq and is a predicted model, not a curated record.
UUAGACGACAAUUGUCCCCGUUAAUUAUAUUACGAAUCACAGAGUCUACAACGUCCUUCGCAAAAUCCCUGCCCUCUGCGAACUCACUCUUUCUAUCCUUCUCUCUCCACUCCAUCUGAUCAAUCAGCCAAAAUGAACGAUGCAGAUGUCUCCAAGCAGAUCCAGCAGAUGGUCAGGUUCAUCCGCCAGGAAGCCGAAGAGAAGGCCAACGAGAUCUCAGUUUCUGCUGAAGAAGAAUUCAAUAUUGAAAAGUUGCAGCUGGUAGAGGCAGAGAAGAAGAAGAUCAGGCAAGAGUAUGAGCGUAAAGAGAAGCAAGUCGACGUUCGAAAGAAGAUUGAAUACUCCAUGCAGCUUAAUGCUUCUCGGAUUAAAGUUCUUCAAGCCCAAGAUGAUGUGGUUAAUGCCAUGAAAGAGGCAGCAGGAAAGGACCUUCUGAAUGCGAGCCAUGAUCAUCAUGUGUAUAAAAAGCUUUUGCAUGAUCUGAUAGUUCAGAGUUUGCUUAGACUGAAGGAGCCUUCUGUCUUGCUGCGCUGCCGAAAAGAUGACCUUCGCUUGGUGGAGUCUGUCCUGGAUUCAGCAAAGAAGGAAUAUGCGGAGAAAGUAAAUGUUCAUGCACCAGAAAUUAUAGUUGAUAAUCAUGUCUAUCUUCCACCUGCUCCUAGCCACCAUAAUGCCCAUGGUCCUUACUGCUCUGGAGGUGUAGUCCUGGCUUCUCGAGAUGGGAAAAUUGUAUGUGAGAAUACCCUUGAUGCACGGCUGGAUGUUGUGUUCCGUAAAAAGCUUCCUGAGAUCCGCAAGAGGCUUUUUGGUCAGGUUGCCGCUUGAUGAGUUGAGUUACAUUGUUGUUUUACCACCCAUAAUUUAUUUCUUGAUAAUUGCUUGGUUGUCCUCGUCUUUUUUCUUUUUUGGAUAUUCAUGUUUGCAGAAUACCGUGUUUAUGAAAUUAGAGAAGCUGGUACGUGUUUAGUACUGGUAAUUUAUUUGGGGCAUGCCAGUGUACUCGUGUUUAAUAAUAAACAGAACUUUUUCGUCUUUUGCUCGA